AUGCUUCGUCUGGGACACUUCUUCUUUCUCCUGAUCCUUACCAUUUCGGUGCUUUCCAUCCCGACCAGCUACUCGAAGAGCAAAAUGCUCAAUAACAUCUUCAAGCAGAUCCACAACAAGUAUGUUCCACUUUCCAUCCGUCGUGAGCCGGAAGUGAUGCGAUGCCAUUUACCUAUUUUUCUUUGUUUUUCAGAAAGGCUGUCAACGACGCUUUUCCAUACGAGACCUACGGAUUCGGCGACGUGGGCUACGGGCUCGGCGACGAGCAGAACUACUUUGUCAUCGUCUGA
Caenorhabditis sp. 36 PRJEB53466 is the source of this 290-nucleotide messenger RNA. The record is from the annotation of a GenBank genome assembly. Lineage: Eukaryota; Metazoa; Nematoda; Chromadorea; Rhabditida; Rhabditidae.